This is a messenger RNA of Diprion similis, 1201 nucleotides long. RefSeq names its product intraflagellar transport protein 22 homolog. The transcript is spliced from 4 exons. Gene Ontology annotation, molecular function: GTPase activity. The coding region runs from base 34 to 624 and encodes 196 amino acids. The record is from RefSeq and is a predicted model, not a curated record. NCBI's taxonomy places the organism in Eukaryota, Metazoa, Arthropoda, Insecta, Hymenoptera, Diprionidae. Gene Ontology annotation, biological process: intracellular protein transport. Gene Ontology annotation, cellular component: endomembrane system.
UGGACGCAGAAAGACUGUGUGGACAAUUCUUGAAUGAUGAGCAACGUUGAGCAAUUGAAGAUUGUAGUAGUAGGACCAGUCGGAAGCGGCAAGACUACAAUAUCAAAUUUUCUUGCGGAUGCAACAGAAAUUUCAUCAGAACACAGGCCUACCAAAGGUGUUAGAAUCCUUGAAUUUGAAACGCAAAGCAUCAAUGUAAGGAAUAAAUUUGUCAAAGCUGAAAUAGAAUUGUGGGAUUGCAGUGGAGAUCACAGAUUUGAGACCUGUUGGCCAGCCGUAAGAAACAAAAGUCGCGGUGUGAUUUUUGUACACAACGGCAAAUCGCAGGACUAUGUUCGUGAGCUGGAACAAUUGUACGAUUAUUUCGUUAAUCAAACUGGGCUUGGUCCAACAAAUUGUGUCAUCUUUCAUCACGAUCAAGAUAAUAACAGUGUCGAAAUUCCUAAAAAGAUGUCGCCUAAGUUGUCUCGAAUAUCACAAGUGAGCUGUAAUACUGAGGAAGGUGCUAAUAAAUUAAAAGUUGAUUUUCAUUCGUUUUUGGGAACUUUGAUCAGCAACUUGCAAGAGCACACAGAUCAGGAAGAAAUGAUUCUUAUGCGGGAUAAUAUAUUGUUUGCUGCUUAAAAGGAAAAUUUAAACUUGAAUUAGCGUUACUACUUGAAUAGUUGAAAGUAAAUUACUAAAUUGAAUGUAAAGGUAAGUGAAUUAUGAAACACCUAAUUGUUGUAAGUUGUAUUUGGCAUUAAUAUGUGAUUUACAGUCAACAGUAAUUAAUAGUAUAAUGAAUUACAUUUCAAUACAUUAUCUUUGUCAAUGAGCGGUAAAAAUGAGUGAAAUAAGUUUUUCCAAAAGAAAAUGAUGUGAGAAAAGUAAAAGCAGGUUUCGGCACAAUGAUAAUAUUCUAUGCUGAACAUCGCAAGAAUUAGGUGUCCUUAAGCUAUUAAUUAUUAUAUAUCGUAUGUAAUAUUAUCGUAUUCGAUAAAAUACGUACCUAAUUUCAAUACUUUCUUGUGUUAAAAUUUAAAGUAACGCAAUAAAAGUAGAGUACUUGCUAAUAAAAUAGCAAAUAAACAGAAUAAAAGUGGAUCAAUUUAACGGAUGAUUUGGUAUUAACAUAAAUGCCUUUGUACUACUCACGUUUUGAACAAUCUCUGGUGUCAAAUGAACACAGAGUUGUUCUACAAUCUACAUAAACGUCGAU